Alternaria burnsii is the source of this 1569-nucleotide messenger RNA. RefSeq lists its product as uncharacterized. Gene Ontology annotation, molecular function: calcium channel activity; uniporter activity. The record is from RefSeq and is a predicted model, not a curated record. The transcript has 3 exons. Gene Ontology annotation, biological process: mitochondrial calcium ion homeostasis; calcium import into the mitochondrion. Gene Ontology annotation, cellular component: mitochondrial inner membrane; uniplex complex. Lineage: Eukaryota; Fungi; Ascomycota; Dothideomycetes; Pleosporales; Pleosporaceae. The coding region runs from base 1 to 1569 and encodes 522 amino acids.
AUGAAGCACCGAUUUGCCGCGCUGGCGACGCUCUCACGCGCCUCAACAUUCCCGACCGCUCGAUGCGCGCCUCUAUUCACACGCACCUCUCCUAGCAUAUCGACCCAAUUCAGAACACCUUCACAGUUCCGAUGCUUCGCGACCAAGCCCAGGGGCGUUGACAAGGAGAGUGACAAAUUCGGAGACUACAGCAACUCCAACGCCCGGCCUGCUUCAGAACUCAAUGAGAACAUCACACAGGAAGAGAAGGAUCAUUUUGCAAAGAAAUUACAAGAAGACAAGGGCAAGCAAAUACGAACGCCAUGGCACAGAGAGGGGAGCGACUUGCCGCCUGUCGCGCGACAGAGAAGCGCUGGAGCAAUGACCAAGGGUAAAUUGCUCACCACGCCAUCCCGGAUGCUCAAGAUCAUUCUGCCACUCACGACAAGCGAUAUGAACACGGAUCGCAAGGACAUUGAACCGCUAGCACUCCUCGUCCACCCACAACAACCCAUCUCGUAUCUCGAACGCUUGAUACAAGCUGAACUCCCCAGCAUAAAAGAUAAAGAGGGCCGAGACAGGCAGCCGAAUAUCUACUUCCGCGCCGAAGACUCAAUGCAGCAGGAUGCUGAGCCAGAGGAAGUAGAGAGCACGCCAGUCAGUAACGAUAGCGAAAGUCUUAGUGAAAAGGACGGCGAAGAGGACUUUGAACAGGUCGAUGAGAUUCGCAUUGACGGGAAGACACACAAAACAGGCAAGAUCAACAGCCAGGAUAGGAAGACACCUGAACAAGCGGAUGAGCUGCGAGGUGGACCUGGACAGGGCGGCGUCGAGUCAUACUCUGGGCAGGGCCAAGAAGCGCCGGCAGACAAGCAAGGCGCGCGCAAGUUUGUACGAUGGUCUUCAUCUACCGAGAUCGGCGACUUCAUCCGUGAUGCUGCUCGAGGACAGGAAUUUGCCAUUGAGAUUGAAGGUGCGCCAGAGGAGAUUCGGGUUGGUGUGCCCAGCUUCAAUGAUAGGACCUACUAUCUUCGAAUGCGUCUACGCAAGACAUCCAAGAAAAUCAGCGAGAUGGCGACCGUGAAGAAAGAGUGCGAUGAUCUGGCGCAGAAGGCGGCAAAGAACGUUGCGAGGGCUGGGUUUGUCGGUAUUGCUGGAUGGUGGUGUGUUGUGUACUAUCUCACAUUCCAAACCGAGCUGGGCUGGGAUGUCAUGGAGCCCGUUACAUACCUUGUCGGUCUCUCUACCCUUAUCGGUGGUUAUGUGUGGUUCCUCUACCACAACCGCGAAGUCAGCUACCGCUCUGCCAUGAACUUCACUGUGUCUCGUCGACAGCAGAAGCUAUACCAACAACACAACUUCGACUUGCGCAAAUGGGAGGUCCUGAUCGAGGACGGCAAUGCCCUUCGUAAGGAGAUCAAGGCUGUUGCCAACGAGUACGAUGUUGAGUGGGACGAGCUGCAGGAAGAGAAGGACGAGAAUGUGCAGCAGGCACUCAAGAAAGAGCGCAAGAGGAAAGAGGAGAAGAAGAAGGACAAAGACGACGAGGACGACCCAGCACCAGAACCAGAGAAGGAUGACAAGAAGUGA